AUGCAACAGACUAAAGAGACUGACAGUUUAGAUCACUGUUUAGCUUAUCAAACACCGCCUUAUGACACUAAGAAGCAAUAUGAGGCCACAUCACCGUCGCCGAGAACUUCGUGCAUCCGGUCCCCCGAGUUAUUGAUUGAUCAGAUAGCGAUUCUGUUAUCCAGCUUGACGAUGAAUCGGUGCACAACGAAAAUCAGGAAUGAUUCCGAGGUUUUAGGUGGGUUUUUGAGGGAGAUUUUAAAAAGGUCCAAGUGUAAUAAGAAGGUGACUCUACUGUCCACGCUAUAUUUCCAGAAAAUCAAUAAUUCACAAAAAGAUAUAGAUGACUUGCCGGAGUUUGCAAAGUGCUCUAAAAGAGCUUUUUUGUCGUGUCUGAUAUUGGCUCACAAGUUUCUCAACGACAACACUUUUUCAUUGAAGACUUGGAGUCUUAUCAGUGGCUUGAAACAAAAGGAUUUGUCUUGUAUGGAGCGCUGGUACCUUCAAAAACUUGAUUACAAGUUGUUUGCUGCGGAAAGUGAGUUAGAAGAUUUGGAGGUACGUCUAUUUCCCAAAAGGAGGAGAUCUUUGGACGAAAGCCUCGCCGAAGAACUCGUACCUCACCAUAGGAAAAUCUUCAAACUUGCAGUAAUCAAUAGUUGA
Molecule: messenger RNA, 642 nt
Organism: Zygotorulaspora mrakii
Lineage: Eukaryota; Fungi; Ascomycota; Saccharomycetes; Saccharomycetales; Saccharomycetaceae
Gene: PCL5
Product: Pcl5p
Exons: 1
Coding region: 1-642 (213 amino acids)
Biological process (GO): regulation of cyclin-dependent protein serine/threonine kinase activity
Cellular component (GO): nucleus; cyclin-dependent protein kinase holoenzyme complex
Molecular function (GO): cyclin-dependent protein serine/threonine kinase regulator activity; protein kinase binding
Source: RefSeq, a predicted model, not a curated record